CUACAUGAGACCAACAACUCUGCAGGCACCCAGGUCAUUGCAGAAGGAGCGGGAGGAGGUGCUCCAGGUGCCAGAGCAGAGAUUCCCCUGCAGCCCAUGAUGAAGACCACGGUGAGGCAGGCUGUCCCCCUCAGACCAUGGAGGUCCAUGAUGGAACCAACCCCCACCUGCAGCCCAUAGAGAACCCCACACCAAACCAGGUGGAUGCCUGAAGGAGGCUGUAAGUGAUGGGAAGCCCAUGCUGGAGCAGCUCCUGGCAGAGCUUGUGACCUCACGGGUGACCGAUGCUAGAGCGGUCUGUUCCUGAGGGGCUGCACCCUGUGGAAGAGACCGACGCUGGAGCAGUGUAUGAAGAACUGCAGCCCACGGGAAGGCCUCACACUGGGGAAGUUCAUGGAGAAUUGUCUUCUGCAAGAAGGACCUCACGCUGGAGCAGGGGAAAAGUGUGAGGAGGAAGGAGCAGCAGAGAGACAAUGUGUGAUGAACUGACUGUAACUCCCAUUCCCUGUUCCUCCUCCUCAGGGGAGGAGGCAGAGAAAUCAGGAAUAAAGUUCAGAUUCUGCUCAGACCUCCUUCAAACUGCAGGUAUAAAUCUAUUUAAGGAGAUCCUGCCUAGAGUAAGAAAGAUCCUUUCAACUGAUACAGCUUCUGAUGACCACGCAUUGCUUAACCUCAUGCUGAAAAAUGUGAUAUCCAAGGAGUACCAUCAAGCCUUGCUCCAUGAAAAAGACAGAGAGGACCUUGCAAGGAAGAUAUCUCUGACAUUUGUAGAAAAAUGGGACCUGUACUUGAGCACUUCAGUUCCCCUCUGUUGUUUAAACCUCUGCAGCAGUAAGCCUCUAAACAUGAUAGAUAAUGAGCCAGCAGGAAGCAAGUACAUCUCAGACAGCAAGAGACAAAUCAUGGAUUCAGCAUUUCUGCCUGAAAACAGCUAUCUUGAUUUACUGCACAGUGAUAUCGACCCAUUGCAUCUGUAUACUCUCUUUGAUCCUAAGUCAUCUGGAAAUGAAGAAGGUGACUUCUCUGCAGAUCCUGAAGCUGAUGCCAGCAACUGUGAUCAGUUCAAUAAUAUGGAUUUCCUUUAUACGAUGGAAAAUGGUGAAAAUGGGGAUGAACUGUAUAUCUGUUCCAACACCAUAGAAGCUUAUGCUAGAAUAGCUGAAUUAGCAGAAUAUGUGCUCAAAGAUCAGCAGGAGAAGCAGGUGGAAGACACUUUUGCAGGGAACCUUAUUUUGGAUGAAAUGGCUGCUGAAAACACUGAGAGGUUUCCUGACACAAAGAUGCAGAAAUGUCACAAACGUUCAUUCUUAAGCUCUUCAGAGAGUUGCUCUGAUGCUUCACAACCCAAAUACAAGAAAAUGGUGGAAGUCCCUGCAGUGUCUGCAGGGAAUGGCAGUUUCUUACCUAUGCCUCUCAACAGCCAUCCAGCUAGCUCCACCUCACUCACUAACCAGCACACAUCCUUUUCUGUUCCUGCUACCAAUGUGUUGGAAAGAAGUUCUGACAUUCCUGGAUCUUCAGCACCUUUGAUUCCGGAUUGUCUACCCGUCGGCGUGAAGGGGAGCCAAGAGAAUAGAGGCUUUGCAGAUCCUCCUCAGCAGAUACUUAACUUUCUUCUUGGAAAUGGCACAUCAGAUGUUAUAUUAUAUCCAGUGCUGACUUCUUACACAGAAACGUUGAUACCCCCAAGUUUUCCAGUCAGUUUAUGUGGUUUACAAAUGUUCAAAGAAGUCCAGAUUCCCAUAAUUCCUUCUGAAGAACCUUUCAAAAGACCAAAGCCAGUGGAAGCUUUCUGUACAUCACUUAUGGAUUAUUUCCGAGAUGUGUGCAAAUCUGUGGCCAUGGAGCGUGAAGUAACUCUUGAUCACCUGUUUAUUGAUGGGACACUUGUUCAAAGCCAAACUGAAACCAAGACUGGGAAGAAUAGUGAAAAAGCCAUGGAAAAGGAGCUGGUAACUUGCAGUCUGCAAGGGAAGGAGAAGGCAGUCCUUAAAAGAAGCCAAAUAUUUCAAAUCCCCAGAGGUAAAGACUUAGAGACUAAAGUGAUUGUGGUGCUGGGAAAAGCAGGAAUGGGCAAAAGCAUUCUUGUUCAGAAGAUCUGCCAGGACUGGUCCAAUGGAGAGUUUUCUCAGUUUGAAUUUGUAUUUUGGUUUGACUGCAAACAAAUAAGCUUUCCUGAGAAACGAUAUAGCCUGAAGGAUCUGCUUCUUGAAUUUUUUGUAAAACCUCAGGAGGGAAAUGAAGAGAUCUUUGAGUAUAUAUUGCAAAAUCCUGCUAAAGUCCUUCUGGUUUUUGAUGGUUUUGAAGGCUUGCAUGAUCAUGAAAAUUCUCCUCGUUGCUUGGCCAGUCAGCCUGAAAAAUACUUGUGCACUAUAAAGGAGCUGCUUUCAGGACUCAUACAAAAGAAGACACUCAAUGGUUGCACUUUACUACUUACAGCAAGACCAAAAGACAAGGUGUACCAGUAUGUGUCAAAAGUGGAUAAGGCUAUUGAAAUAGUAGGAUUUUCCCCUCAGCAGAGAGAGUUGUACAUAUCCAAAUACUUUGAAGGAUUACCCUACUGUGAUAAUGCACUGAAAUUAAUCAAAGAGUGUGAGUACCUGUUCAGUUAUUGUUACAGCCCUGUUAUGUGUAGAUUUGUUUGUUUUAUCUGUGAGACAGUACUUGAAAUGGGAAACGAAAGCCUUCCUUCAACUCUUACUGCAGUCUUCCUGAAAUUUGUUCAGCAAAAGAUAAUACCUAUGCAAACAGAUGUUACAGCCAUACAGAAUCAAGAGAGUCUUGCUACACUAGCCCGUAUAGCCUGGUAUCUCGGAGAAAAGCGCCAAAGUGCCAUGAAAAGUGAUCAUCCUUCUAAGGAAGUGAAAGAGUUUGCUCUGAAGUAUGGAUUUUUCCUGCCUUUUGCAUUCCCCAGACAUUCAGAUAGUGGAGAACAGGAAUUUGGGAGCACAUUCUCUGACUUUGUCAUUCAGAAUUUCUUGGGUGCACUUCACCUUAUGUUAGCAGAAGACAUCAAGGAUAAAAGUCUAACAAAGUACCUGUCUCUUGCAUCCAAGAAGAAAAAACCUUAUAACUGGUUAGAUUUAGUGCCUCGAUUUUUGGCUGGAUUGUUGUUCCUCCAGGAUGACUCCUACUUCUGCUCCCGUUCAAAUAAGGAUGUAAAACUAUCAACCAAGAAGCAAAAACCACUGUUGAAAUAUAUUAGAAGGCUGCAGAUAAAUGAGCUCUGCCCAGAGAGGUUACUCGAACUUUUGCAUUGUAUUUAUGAAACACAAAGCAAUUAUCUUUUGCAGCAUGUGGCCUUAAGGCUCAAGCCAGACCUGUCUUUUCUGGGUGUAGUUCUUGCACCACCCGAUGUCCAUGUACUGCACUCUAUUUUAAAAAGGUCAAGAAAAGAGUUUUUCUUGGAUUUGCAAAACAGCAGCAUUGACAUGCAAGGGCUAAAAGACUUGGUUGGCCUAAAGAAUGUGGCAUCUUUCAGGGCCUCCCUCAGUGAUACAGUCAGGCUCUGGAAAUCUUUAGAACAGGCAAAAGACUACGAACUGCUGAGAGCAUCAACAGAGAAAUUCAUUCUUGAUCCCUUUAAGGCAAAGACGAUGAAGGACAUCAGUGAUCUUUCAGACCUUGUAAAGAUGCAGGAGAAGAUGAUCAAUUGUGUGCAAGAUGCAUCUGGUUGCAGCAGCUGUGGAAUUCCUGCCAUCAAAAACCUCAAAAAAAUAGAAUUUGCGCUGGGUCCGGUAUGUGGCCUUCAGGGAUUCCUAAAACUUGUGAAAAUUCUUGCAGCAUUUCCAUUGCUUCAGCAUUUAGAUCUUGAUGCUCUGAGUGAAAAUGGCAUAGGAGAUGAAGGAGCAAAGAGCCUAUCUGAAGUCUUUCCAACCCUGACAUCACUGGAAACAUUAAACUUAUCACAGAAUAAGAUAACAGAUGUGGGUGCAGAGAAACUAGCUACCGCUUUGCCUUCUUUGUCUUCAUUAAAGACACUAAGCUUAUACAAUAACAGCAUUUGUGAUUUUGGAGCAGAAAAUCUUGCAAAAGUUCUUCCUGCGAUGGCAUCUUUAAGAGUGCUAGAUGUUCAGUAUAACAAAAUAACUGGUGUUGGAGCCCAGCAGCUGACUGACAGCCUACGAAAAUGUCCCCAUAUAAAAAACUUGGUGAUGUGGAAUCCCACCAUUCCCUAUGGAGUUCUCGAACACCUUCAGCAGCUGGACUCUAGGAUCAGCGUGUAGGUUCAGAAGAUCCCAUAAAGGUAACAUAAAGAACAGGAAGGUGUCCUCUGUGUUUUCCUACCUUCUUGCUGCUUUAUGAAUUGGUGGCUGAUUUCAUGACAGUGGCAAAAUGGAAAAGUCGCAUUUAAGUCUGAGUGACACUUGAAGUGGGUGAAUGGAGUUCAAAAAUUUUAAAGGUCAUUUAAAAUGCUAUUCAAACAUCCAGUUGUAUUUCUACAGAAGUGCUGAAGAGUUAAGCAACAUCAAGUUUCAAAGAUGAAAAGAGCAUCUGGAUUUUGUGAUCACCAUUAAAGGUGACUAGGAAUCACCAGGAUAUUGAUAGUAUAAAAUUCCAUUAUUGAUUUAUCAAAGAGUAGACUGCAAGCUGCUGGACCUGCAACAUCUGAAGUAGUGACAUAUUAAAUCUAAUUGUUUCUUGGUGCCAGUGGUAACUGCGAUCAGAUUCCGUUUGAUGAUUUUUCAACUUGCAAACCUUAUGUUACAGAUUUCAUCUGAUUGUCUGGACUGAUUUGAAGCAUUAGGGUCAGCAGCAUAAAUAAUAAUCGGUCUUAGAAAACUGUCUGGUAUUGUGUUCACAAGAAUCUAGAAGUGGCUCUUUUCUUGAUGGUAAUCACCAAUGCUAUAUUAAGUGAUAGAAAGGUAUUUUCUAUCACUUUCUUGUUAUAGAAUCUUUCAAAAAGAUUGGGGAAAAAGGUGUAAAGAGAAGAAAGGAAUUAAAACUGGACAACUAGUAAGGAUUUUUCUGACAUUAUCACAGAAAUCCAAAUGCAUACAAAUAGCUUCAGUUUAUUGCACAGAAAUCCUCAAAGUGACAAUCUUCAAAGUUUUUUACUCUGUCUCAAAUGAGAAUUUUAAAUUCAUAUACCUGGAUUGGGAUUUAGUUUCUCACUUGCAGGUGGCAGUGUAGAUGUACAAGCAUCAAUUUUAUACUUGCAGUGAAAUCACUACCGUGUGUUGUUUAUGUAGCCUUCUUCUCUUACGGUUAUGAGUAACUAGGCAAUGACAGACAAUAAUAUAUUUCAAAGCAUUAUCAUGUGUCUAUGGUGCUGGUCUCAGUCACAUGUGGGCCAAAUACUGGUCCUGCUCACUGUGAAAGCAAACCAACCAUCUCCUGUUUUCUCUUAUUUCAGCUCUGUGAAUAUUCAAAGAACUUAUAAACAUACAGAGACAAUUGCUAGAACUCGCAUUCUGGCUCCCCAUCCAGAUACAGCCUGGGGACAGAGAAACAAAAAGGGACAGAAAAAACCAAGGAAUACUCGAUAUGCCACAAAUUGGGAAGGAAGGUCACUACUUCACAGUUAGCUCAGGGUUAGCUCAACAACCUCUUUGAAUUCUCUUCUGCUAGGAAGCACUGAUGAUACUGACCCAAGGAUCUAUGCAAACUAGAGUCUCUCUACUUGCCUCUCAAAUGAUCUGUUCCUUGGUUUUAAAGAAGUCCCCGAUCUUUAUGUUUUUUCCAGCAAAUUAUACUCUGUGCCUGCAGAAUCUUGACAGCAGGGAUGGAAGAGGGCGGGCAAACUACAGAAGGAAGGAAGGAAGGUCUGGUUUGUUGUUUCUGUUGAUCAGAGGAGAGCAGGGAACCAGACAUGGUAGUACAUGAAGGCAAUAGUGCAAGAGACCAAGGUGGAAAGACUAUGGACAGUAUGAUUCAGCCUGGAACGUGGUAUUUUUCUUAACUAUCUGCAUGGUUCUUCUCUGUAGCCAGAGUCGUGGGAAAUGCCUCAUUUACACUCCGCUCUUUCAGCUGCUUGAAUGGGAGGUAGUUUGAGCCAAAUCUUGUGUGAUGUUCCCCUCAGCCUGCAGCCCUCCAGCUGCGCGGGUCUGUGGUGAGCCCUUGUCUUGGCUUCCCUUAACUAAGAGGUGGAUGACAAAUGCCCCUUUAGGUAUAUAUUCUGCAGCUACACUUCACUGAACCUGAAUCUGCUAAAUAUUACACAGGCAGCUGAGUAUUACUGGACACUGGAUGGACUCAUAAAAUCAUGUUGGGUAUACUGCUGUUCUCUUUCUGUGGGUUAGUGGGAGAUGUAUGUUUAUAACGUACAGAUUGUAAAUUGUGAUACUGUUGAAGGCUAACUCAGAAAUUUAGAAUGGUCUGACUGUUUGGUGCAAGAUAUAUUUUGUAUAUGCUAAGUUGACAAGUUCAGGCUGUAAUCAAAAGAGUACACAGCAUUCUUAGAGCAAGGAUAUUCUGGGACAAUCAGGCCUUGAAGAAACUGUUAAGGAUACUUUGAGGAUGUUUUGUGUGCAUUGCCAACUUACCAAGAAGACUCAAGGUCCAUGUAUCCUUACCUGAACUACCCUCAUUAUAAUACCAAAAAUCACACCCCUAGGUCAAAAAGACUCUUGCCCAGAUGAAGACCCCUCCCCUCAGCAUGCAUGACAGUAGAAAUGGUUGUGUGACCACAUUAGAAUUAUAUUGAAAUCUCUAACCAGUCAGUGUAAAGAGGAUCGAUUUGGAAACUUACUAACUCUGCAGGUUUUGUGUAUAAAUCUGUAAUGGAAUGUCCCGUUUGGUGGGCUUGCUUUGUGGAAUACUACCUAGCCUCCAGCUUUGCACAGACCUGAAAUAAAUAAGCAAUGUCUUCCCGA
This is a messenger RNA of Falco peregrinus (peregrine falcon), 6815 nucleotides long. RefSeq names its product class II major histocompatibility complex transactivator (gene CIITA). NCBI's taxonomy places the organism in Eukaryota, Metazoa, Chordata, Aves, Falconiformes, Falconidae. The record is from RefSeq and is a predicted model, not a curated record. Gene Ontology annotation, biological process: inflammatory response; positive regulation of transcription by RNA polymerase II; positive regulation of MHC class I biosynthetic process. The transcript is spliced from 21 exons. The coding region runs from base 474 to 4226 and encodes 1250 amino acids. Gene Ontology annotation, molecular function: ATP binding; protein binding.